Nicrophorus vespilloides is the source of this 2701-nucleotide messenger RNA. Its product is annotated as RING finger and SPRY domain-containing protein 1-like. Bases 519 to 2108 code for a protein of 529 amino acids. Gene Ontology annotation, molecular function: ubiquitin-protein transferase activity; protein binding. Gene Ontology annotation, cellular component: cytoplasm. The record is from RefSeq and is a predicted model, not a curated record. NCBI's taxonomy places the organism in Eukaryota, Metazoa, Arthropoda, Insecta, Coleoptera, Silphidae. The transcript has 7 exons.
UGGAAACCUAACCAUGAAAAAUAGACGAGUGAAUUCCGUUUGGUGAUGUUCAGUUUAUUUAUAUUGCACGAAUUUGAAUUGCUCGCCGUGUGUAUUAGCUAAUUGCUGCAGCGCAAUUGUGCGUCUGGUGGUUGUUGUUUAGAUAAUCGUGGAAGAUCGUCCGAAUACAUUCCAUAUGCCAAGAGCAGAAGAGAAGAACGAUUCCAAUCGAAUUAACACAAACGAUUACAAUGACAUGCUGAGUGCGAUGAUUACACCAACGUAAACAAGGAUAAUGGAAAGUUUAAGUGGAUCAGAUUGAAAAUAAAAUGAGCAUGUAGUGGCGAACGGCCGAAUCGGUUUAUUCGCAUUAUUUUCUUUCCUGAAAUCUUACAGCAAAAAAUAAAACCACACAUAACAUAUCAUUCCCCCAUUUUCCUUCACCUCCUCCGUUCUGUUUGUUUCUGCUAGUCGAAUUUGCCACAAGUAUUAUCUGUGCUGUGUACUAAAGAAUCAGAUCACCUGCGAAUGAUAAUGCGAUGGGUGUUUGUUGUUGCAAAGAGAAACAGGAUGCCGGAGAUUUGUACUUCCCCAGUCAACUGAGAAACCAACAUGUUGUUGAGGGCAUCCCAGAUGUGCCAGAAUAUUACAUGGAAAGUGCGGAAAAAGGCUGCCCCGAUUCCGACACUGUUGAUAACCUAGUGCUAGAGACUUUGGGUGUAAUUGGGACACUGGUGGAUAAUGAGCAAGAUCCGCCUCCUUCGAUGUUACGUUUACACAGUAUAGCGGACAACGAGGAAGGAUGGAUUCAGGUGGUGAAGUCCAUGGUGCAAGUGAUCCCGAUGGACGAUCCUCUGGGUCCAUCGGUGAUAACCCUCCUCCUGGAUGAUUGCCCUCUUCCGUCCAGGGAGUCCGUGCAAAAAGUAGCGAAGAUGUUCAAUCUCUCGAAAGAGCGUGCGAUCGCUGGUCGAUUGGCACCUCAAAGAGAAAGGAACAUCUGCGUAGUUCUUGGAUGCAUCGCCGAAAAACUGGCCGGUCCCAGCAGCUUGGGAAUCUUGAACGACGAGACCCUGGAUUACCUCCUCGCCAAUCUUGACACCGAGCGCGAUCCGCACGUGAUAUUAUUCUCGCUGAUUGCUCUUGAGAAAUUCGCGCAGACCAGCGAGAACAAGGCAACGAUAAUUCGCAGACUGGAGACGGAAGAUCCUUGUCCCAUUUGCAAAUUGGAGGAAUGGCGCCAAGAGACGCAUUUCGUUCGCAGACAAGUGGGUUUCUGCGCUCAGUGGGCUCUUGACAAUCUCUUUGUUAUGAAUAAUCGGAAGUUUACGUAUCUGACCAUAAACAUGGGCCACAUCAACGCCAUGCUCAACACGGGAGACGUGAGCGAGUACCUGAAGAUCUCUUCCGAUGGAUUGGAGGCUCGAUGCGACGCAUAUUCUUUCGAGAGUGUGCGUUGCACGGCGCAGGCUGAUUCUGGUAUUUGGUAUUACGAAGUCACGAUCAUAACGCCCGGAGUUAUGCAAAUCGGCUGGGCAACAAAGAACAGCAAUUUCCUCAAUCACGAAGGUUACGGCAUCGGGGACGACAAGUUUUCGCUGUCCUACGACGGCUGUCGACGAUUGAUCUGGUACAACGCCAAAUCCGAGCCGCAAACCUUGCCACGCUGGAAUCCCGGCGACACGUUGGGAUGCCUCCUGGACUUGGAGAACCAGCAAGUGGUGUUUUCUAUAAACGGAAUGAGUUUACCACCAUGUACACAUGUGUUCUAUAUGGCAAAAUCUGGUUUCUUCGCAGCGGCCAGUUUUAUGUCGUUCCAACAGUGCCGCUUCAACUUCGGCGCUGAUCCUUUCAAAUUCCCGCCGGAGCUCGAUUUCUCGACAUUCAACGAGCACGGCAUCCUGGAGCCCGAUAACAAGCGCGUGAUGCCUAGGCAUAUCUUUUUACUAGAACUCAGGCAGCAGAGUGUCAGGGAGGACAGCUGCACCAUUUGCUAUGAUCAAAAGGCUUCCGUGCGGCUUAUGCCAUGCGAGCAUUCGGGGUUCUGCAAAACCUGCGCAUCUCAACUGACCGACUGCCCCAUGUGUCGCGCGUCUUUCUGGCAAGUCGUCGAAGACAAUCCAAGCAAUUGAAAUUGAUUCAAGUGAGUAGUUUAUAGGUGUCCACUAAAAUUUUAUCGAGGAAAUUUAAUCGAGCUUUAAAAUAUUUCCAUUAAAUGGAGGUUAAAAUGUAUCCUUCCUUCGUAAGAGAGAGAGAAAAUAUUGAUAAUUGUUAAGAGUUUUAUGCAUUUGCAUUCUCACCGUUCUCCAUUAAUUUAACUGUCGAUGUAGCCAAAGUGUCACGCUUUGAGAUUCAGAUUUUUUUAUUAUUGUUUUUUUUUUUUUUCUAAAAAAAAUCGUAUUUUUUUUAUGGAUUCGACGCUUGGUUGCUUCCUGAACAAAAUUACUAUGUACUAGUCGUAUGAAGGAGGUAAUUCAAUUAUUUAUUUUUUAAUCACUGAUUGGGGGUUUAGUUUUUUAAGACUGCUGGAUUGGGUAGCGUUUCUACUUCGAUUUUAUUUCUACUUUCUUUCUAUGUCCGUUUACUCUUUAAUUUAUUAAUUCCGAUCAUAUAUAUAUUAUAUAUAACUGUACUUACUUGUGUAUAGAGUCCAUUUUGGCGGAGGAUCAGUAACAUGUAAAUGGUUGUACAUUUUAUACAUAUUAUAUAAGCAUAUACAUUAUUA